Protopterus annectens (West African lungfish) is the source of this 2556-nucleotide messenger RNA. RefSeq names its product zinc finger protein 436-like. Gene Ontology annotation, molecular function: DNA-binding transcription repressor activity, RNA polymerase II-specific; zinc ion binding. The transcript is spliced from 6 exons. Gene Ontology annotation, biological process: negative regulation of transcription by RNA polymerase II. The record is from RefSeq and is a predicted model, not a curated record. The coding region runs from base 168 to 2126 and encodes 652 amino acids. NCBI's taxonomy places the organism in Eukaryota, Metazoa, Chordata, Ceratodontiformes, Protopteridae.
AUUGCAAUAAUCAUGGCUUGCAAUGUGCAGAAUGGAGUUGAAGAAUAUUCAGUUUUUCUGGAUUUUAACACUAGUCCUGUAGUUUCUGUUUUAACAACGUCGACCUGUUAGGAAUUUAGACAGGAACUUAUAUGAACAGUUGCACAGUAAACUGACAGCUAGCAGAUAUGGUUCGAAAGUCACAGAGAGUGAAGCUUGAACACACAAGGCAAGGAAAAAAAUGCAGAGAAAAAGCAGAGAUGCAGAAUCAGUGUGGCACAAAUAGGAGACCAGAGCAGUGCUGUGGGGCGCACAGACGGAAACUAGAAUUGUUUUGCCAGGAUGAUGAGGCCUUUAUCUGUACCCUGUGUGUUCCCAGACAUUCCAGCCACAGUUUUGCAUUUUUACAUGAGGUAGUCAAUGUGUAUAAGGACAAGAUGAAAACAUAUUUAACAACCCUAGAAUACAAAGUGGAAGAUUUAAAAAAUGUGCAAAACCAUCAGGCAAAGGAAAUCCUAAGUAUACAAGAGGAUGCAUUUAGUUUGGAACUAUAUAUUACACAAGAAUUUGCAAAAUUGCAUCAAUUUCUGAAAGACAAGGAACAGAAACUCAUCCAGCAACUUAAGGAAGAAAAAGCAAACAUUCUAAAAGAAACUGACGAAAGUCUUCAGAGUGUUAAACACGGUAUUUCCUUCCCUGUGACAGUGUCUGCUACCUUGGAGAUCAAGAAUAAAGAAACAGAAGCAGAGACUCUGAAAAAAGUACAACAUUUUGAAUCCAUUGAAAAAGAUUUUUUAGCCACUCAGAAGACACGUGACAGCAACUUGGAUCUCAGACAGCAGGUGUCUGUUCAUAUACUAACAGUCCCAAAAACCUUUGAAGAUGUUGCUGUUGCUUUCUCAGAAGAGGAGUGGAAGUUAUUAAGGAAACAAGAUAAGGAGCUUCACAGGGAAGUGAUGAUACAGAACUACGAAACCUUGGUAUCAGUAGGAUACAAAAUUGCCCAAAAGAAGUUAUUGGAACUAUUCAAAGCAGAUGAUGAACUGUCAAAGGAUGUUUUAAAGAGAACCAGUACAACAAAACAGAAGAAUAAUCUUGACGAUAACUUCCACAGUAUUACAGACAUGGAAUACAGUAUGAGCUGUAGACAGCAGGCAUCACUUGAGCGACCCCAGUUACAUCACCCAGCAGAGAACCUGCAGCAGUGUGCUCAGCCUGUGAAUGUCUGUGACAGGUUUCGUAUUACUACUUUACCCCAGCUUCAUGUGAAACAUAGCAACAUGAACCUUAAAUGUGAUAACGGAACAUUCCAGUUAAAUCUAACAGAGAAUCUACAGCAGAGUACUGACCCUGAAAAGGGAUACGGCAAGCUUCAUCUUACUCCAGUACCAGAGCUGAACUCAGAACACAACUGCAGCAAGACUUCUGAAUGUGACACAAGUCUGAUAUCUCGCACAGAGAAGAAACCAUACAAAUGUACUGAAUGCAAUAAGUCAUUUAUAUGUGCCAGAAGACUCCAAAACCAUCAAGCCUUUCACAUGGGAAAUAAACCAUACAAGUGUGCUCAGUGCAGUAAGUCUUUCACAUAUCCCAGCCAUCUUCGAAUGCAUCUUGUUUGUCACACAGGAAUUAAACCAUUUAAAUGUGAUCAAUGUGAUAAAUCUUUUACACAAAAGAGAUCUCUAGUACACCAUCAGUACUCCCACACAGGGAUUAAACCAUUUAAACCAUUUAAAUGUGCUGAAUGUGAUAAGUGUUUUAUACGAAAGCAACAACUAGAAUGCCAUCAGUAUUCCCACAUGGGGAUCAAACCAUUUAAAUGUGCAGAAUGUGAUAAAUCUUUUACACAAAAGAUGCAGCUAAUGCACCAUCAGUACUGUCACACAGGAACUAAACCAUAUAAGUGUGCUGAAUGUGAUAAGUAUUUUACACGAAAGGGAUCCCUAGUACAUCAUCAGUACUCCCACAAAGGGAUUAAACCAUUUAAAUGUGAUGAAUGUAAUAAGUGUUUUGCACACAAGCAACAGCUAAUACACCAUCAGUACUGCCACACAGGGAUUAAACCAUUUAAAUGUGCUGAAUGUGAUAAGUCUUUUACAAACAAACAGUAUCUAAAAUUCCAUCAGUACUCCCAACACAGAGAUUAAACCAUAUAAAUGUACUGAAUAUGUUUUAAACAAAGUGAUCAUUAAUAUAACAUCAAUAUUCCCACACAGAAAAUAAAUUACAUAAAUGUCCUGAAUGUGGUAAAUGUUUCACACAAAGGCAUCAUCUAAAAAUCCAUCAAGAGUCUCACAGAAGGAUUAAACCAUACAAAUGUACUGAAAGUGGUAAGUGUUUUACCUAAAAGGAAACUCUAAAAUUUCACAAGAAUACUCACACAGGGAAUAAACCUUAUAAGUGUGCUGAAUACAGUAAGCCCUUCACAAGUCCCAGCACCCUUCAAAGUCAUCUUGUUUCUCACACAGAGGGCAGAUGGGGUCCGAAUGGAGAGGUGAUGAGUCAGCAAGCAAAGGAGUGUAGUAUUGCUAACAUUUAAUUCAUCCUCAAGUCUUGGUGAGUACCUUCACGAGAUGG